Messenger RNA from Ruditapes philippinarum (Manila clam), 2510 nucleotides. RefSeq lists its product as uncharacterized. Bases 180 to 2057 code for a protein of 625 amino acids. Lineage: Eukaryota; Metazoa; Mollusca; Bivalvia; Venerida; Veneridae. The transcript is spliced from 2 exons. Gene Ontology annotation, molecular function: zinc ion binding; ubiquitin-protein transferase activity. Gene Ontology annotation, biological process: positive regulation of DNA-templated transcription. The record is from RefSeq and is a predicted model, not a curated record. Gene Ontology annotation, cellular component: nucleoplasm; chromatin.
AGCUAGAAAAUAUUGGGUUUAAAAGCGCUUAGUUUGCAAUGUGUAAACGUCAUGCCUCAUUUAAUAACAAAACAGGAUGUCAAUGAAAUUAUCGAUGUCACCUAAACUAGAAAACAAAAUUGUACUUUAUCCAAAUAAUUUAAUUUAAAUAACAAUUGAAUACACAAAAACAGAUAAACAUGGAGGUGUCUGGUAAAAAACCAUUAACGAAGAUUUCAUCACCAAUAUCUCAUAGUUCUGAAGAAGAUUUUAAAUUAUUCUGCACACCAUGUGAUCGGGUGGGUCCUAGAUUGCCUGCAUUUGGAUUCUGUAUCCAUUGCAAUGAGCAUCUAUGUCAAAAUUGCUUUCAACAUCAUAAAGUAGCAACACCUAGCAGACAUCAUGUACUUCUUGACAGAGAAUCUAUGCCAAAAACACAUCUGCCAUCUAAAACAACUCCUAAUGCACAGGAUGACUUAACAAAAUCUUGCCUUAGACAUAAGAACAAAAUGAUCGAAUAUUACUGCUUUGACCAUUCCAAACUUCUCUGUAAUGUUUGUGUUACUUUGGAACACAAUCCAAACUCUUGUACAGUAAAGUUUAUUCCUGAUAUUUCUGGUGAAGUCAUUGACAGCCAAGAGCUGGAACAUGUAAAAACAAAAAUGGACACAAUCAUUCAAGAGUGUAACACAGUAGAGAAAACAUGUAAAGUUUUGACAACAGAAUCUGAUAAUUCUCUAGCUCAAGCUCUCAACAAUAUCAAAGCGUAUAGGGCGGAACUUAACAAAAAAUUGGAUGAAAUGGAAAAUGCAGUUGAAGUUAAAGUGAAAUAUUUUCUGGAGGAAAACAAACAAAGACUACAUAGUGCUGAAACAAUAUGUGAAGAUGUUAGUAAAUCUGUAACAGCACUAAAAGCAAGCAUCAUAGAAACAAACAAGGCCAAACAACCAGAUAGACUUUUUAUAGAUAUGAAAAUUGCUCAUCAAGAGAUAUGUGAGUACAGUGCUUCUGUUAAAGACCUUAAAGAAGUCUUAGAGGUAAAUGCCUACCAUUUUCAACCAAAUACGUCUAUAAAAACGUCUAUGAAUUCUAUCACAACUCUUGGACUUCUUGAGUCAGAACAACUUUCAACAAAGAUGAAUACAGAUCAACCAAAACUUUUCACUGUUCCCCGAAGAAGACCUUUUGAAAAUUUUACAGAGAAUGUAAAGCAAAACAGGGUUCCAAUGAGUCUCUUCAAACAAAAUGAUAUGCCUUAUUAUGGUGACCUAUGUGUCAGAGCAAAAAGUGACACAAUUAGAUGCUGGAUUACAGGCAUGACUCAGCUAAAUUUUGAUCACUUAGUUGUUGUCGAUCACAACAACAUGUCUGUCAAAAUUUUUCAGACGAAAGAAAAAAACCCAAUGAAAUCAGCUAUAAAAAUGCCUUCUAAGCCAUGGGAUGUUGCUGUUGUACCUAAGCCAUGGGAUGUUGCUGUUGUACCAAAUAAUGAGAUUGCUGUCACUCUACCAUAUGACAAUGUGAUCCAGUUCCUUUCAACAAAAUCAAACAUGCUCUCAACAACACACACUGUAACAGUGCAAGGCAAAUGUAGUGGCAUUAGUUACUGUGAUAACAAAAUGGUUGUAACCUACAUUGAUCCAUUAAAAUGUGAAAUUAUGGAUAUAAAAGGGACAGUUCUUGUUCAAAUAAAUGGACAAAUAGACAACAAAUAUACAAUGGUAAAUCCAUCUUAUGUCAAGUGCACAAACCAAGAAAUCUAUAUUUCUGAUAAUGGCGCUAGACGCAUAAUAAAACUGAAUUGUCAUGGUAGCAUAAUUGACAGUUUCAGUGUCAAAGGACAGUAUAAAGGUAUCUCCCUUUCAAAUGAUAGAACACUGUACGUGUGUGAGCAGGGUUCAGACAGCAAUAUAUUGCAGAUACUAGAAGACUUUAAAACAAGGAAAAAAGUGAUUGAUCAGUAUAGGUGUCCGCAGACCAUAUGCUGCUGGGAUGAUUGGGAUAAUGGCUUACUCUAUAUAAGUAAUCAUCGUUACACUGAUACAGACAACUUUCUGACUGUCUACAGAAAUAAGUAACAACUGAGGGGGGGCAGGGUGGUGAAUCAAAUGUGAACAAUAUGCCAUAGGGCGUGAAGUAUAAAACUGAUUAAUUAGUCCACAAUAGUGAUAUCAAUAGCUGCCAAAUUAGUCCUGAAAACAAUAUGCUACCUUAUAAAAUCAACUAUUCUUAAAGAAAUGAAUAAAACUUUGGCAGAAUCAGCAACUGAAAACAGAGAGAUGUCUACUCUUAUAAAAUUAUUCAAUGUAUGCAUGUAAAAUGCAAGAUUCUAAAUUAACUACAACAAAGUGCAUUGACAUGUUAUAUAGAGGAUAUUGAAUAAGUGUACUUUAAUACUAAAUUUAUUGAACGAGUUGAAUAAAAUCAUAUUAUGCGAGCCUCUGGCGAGCAUAAUAUUGUUUUAUUCAAUGAGUUCAAUAAAUUUAGUAUUGAAUCUUCACGAAUACAAUAUUCUGUUUAUCACAUAUGUA